GUGGGACUCAGUGUUGUCAUCAAGCGAGCCAGCCACUUCGGAGAUAAAACCAAACUGCUGAUUCAGAGAUUUGUCCCCUUCCCAGCUGUGGCAACUGCCAGUACCUGUAACGUUCUGUUGAUGAGGAACAGUGAGCUGUACGAGGGCAUUGAGGUUGUCGACAAGAACAACAAGGUUGUGGGCACAUCCAGAGUGGCAGCUAAGAAG
This is a messenger RNA of Candidula unifasciata, 207 nucleotides long. The record is from the annotation of a GenBank genome assembly. NCBI's taxonomy places the organism in Eukaryota, Metazoa, Mollusca, Gastropoda, Stylommatophora, Geomitridae.